AGUGGCAAAGACAACAGGCUUGUACGCUUUGUUUUUGAAAGGGGCAAGGGCACCAAGGCACCUUUAUCAUUGGUUAAAAGAACACCCUGUGAGGAAAGUUUAAUUUCUUCUGGAGCAUUUUUUAAAGGCACCAAGACAAUGACCAGGGGGUAUGGAGGCAAUCGCAUUCGUUGCCUCCUUGAAGUAUCAGGCCUGAGACUGCACCAGUUUCUCUUACUGGUGGUUGUCCUGUCCAGUUGUCCGUGUGGGUGUACGGACAAUAAGAAUGUGACCAAGCUUCACCUACUGGGGUUGUUCCCCAUGACUGGGUCGUGGGCGGCUGGAGGGACGUUGGAACCGGCCACGAGGCUCGCCGUUAACGAUAUCAAUGCUGAUGAUGGUAUUCUACCCGGCUUUCAAAUUGAGAUGAUCAACAGGGACACAGCGUGUGACGGCGGGAAGGCUACAGAUGUCAUGUACGAGGAGUUAUACAACCGCUCAACGCAUAAGAUAAUGAUCAUAGGAGGUGGUUGCUCCGUUUGCUCAGAGGCUACUGCACAGGCAUCGCAUCACUGGAAUCUCAUACAGGUGUCUUACUCGUCGAGCUCACCGACGCUUUCCAACCGUAAGCUUUUCCCGCGAUUCUUUCGACUGCUCUCCCCCGAAUCUGUGUACAACAUCGUCAAGCUAGCCAUGUGCCGCGAGUUCAAGUGGAUGAAAGUUGCUACACUGCAUGAAUCGGUGACUUUGUUCUCACAGGCCAUGACUGACUUCCACACAGAAGCAAGGAAACUUGGAAUCGAAAUCCUCGGCGCAGAAAGCUUCGUUGGUGAUCCUAAAUCACAAGUUGACAAUAUCAAGAAACUCGGAGCCCGGAUCAUCAUUGGAGGGUUCUAUACGGACAAGGCAAGGAAGGUAUUCUGCGAAGCUUAUCACCAACAAAUGUUCGGUGCAAAGUACGUCUGGAUCGUCCCAGGUUGGUAUGAGUCGAACUGGUGGAAGGUUGCAGAUGACUCAAUCGACUGUACUGAGAAGGAAAUGGAGGGCGCCACCAACGGCCUUUUUGGUUACAUCUUCGAAAGUUCACCGUCCGAGGCGAACAGGAGACCGUCAGUCUCGGGUUUGACGUCUAGCGAGUUGAUCGAAAGAUACCAAGAUCUGACUGGACACGAAGACAUUGCAUCCUUGAUUGGUUACAACCGUAUUACAUCCAGCUAUGAUAUCGUGUGGAUGGCAGCACUAGCUCUACAUGCCACACAUGAGAUACUCAAAGAAUUAGCACAUCGGAGGAGAUCAGAAACUUGGUCAUCUGUUGGUGUGACAGCACGGAGAUUGACGAGUGAAGUUUUGAAUAGGCCUAAAGUUUCCGACCUGCCAAAGUCAAUCAGUGAGAGCUCCAUCAAACGCUUAUUUGUCGCACCCCAUAGUAGCCGCCAUGCAAGCGUCCGAUAUCAUGGAGUUAUUGUCGCAAAAAUUGGCGUGAAGGCAAAUGAUGUAUCAAAGGAAAACAAAAACUCUCAUUUUUGCCGAAGCUCCGUGAAUUACGCUCUUGAGAUGGCCACUUGUUUUGAAGAUGAGGUGUCAGCAUGGUCAGUGGACGACAAAAACAAGCUACUUGUAGGAGGGGGUCCAUGUGUCGAUAGAAGGAUGUCCUUUAAAUCUUACUUCAUGAGAAAUGACAUGGUCCAUUAUCCAGACCACAACUUUUCAACUGGGUACAAAAUUAUACCAAGCGGGUAUAUGCAGCUUCUUCACCGGCCAUCACCAAAACAGCACGACAAGACACCAUCUCAAGAACCUCCGUUACCUGGCGACCAGUGUCAGCUACCCACCUCAAAAUAUCGACAUGACAAGCUAGGCCGUCUCCACUUCAACUAUCCCAGAACUGGUCCACUCUCCAUCUAUCUCCGGGGCAACAAGUUUCACAAAGCAUCCGUCUAUAAUCACCAUGAAGACCUCAAACAACUAAUUCAAAGAGUCAACGAAAAAGAUGGGAAGUACGCUGCCGUAAUCAUAUCAGACAAUGGGCCAGACUGGAAAAAACACAGUUUGAAGGUAGUCCAAAUGAUUGGAAGACUUUGGCGAGACUUGAACCUCGACUACUUGUGCAUUGUGGCAUAUUCACCUGGGGACAGUAGGUUCAACAUGGUAGAACAUUCAUGGGCCCCCUUGACUAUGUGGUUAACAGGGCUUCAGCUAAAGGCUAGUCUACCCGGAGAGGAAAAGACUCCACAAGAACAAACAAAAUUGACACAACAAGAGAGGGAAACCAAAGAGGCCAUUGUUCUUGACACGGCGAUUGAUGACGUCCACCGCUGCCUGGAAGGAAGAGUUUACGACUCGUUCCCACUGAACAUAGUCCCUGUUCUUUGCCGUUCAACACAGCACACAGAUGAGGCCAAAAUUGAGGAACUCACCAAUGCAAGCCUUCUAAAAAUCCAGCGAGAUGAUAGUCUGAGUAGUCUUGCAGAGGAAUUUCAAUUUCUCUCCCGUCACUCUGCCCAGCGGUCGUUUCAGCUGGAAUUUGUGAAGUGUGAGUCCUCUUCCUGUGGUCAUUGUUCCAAGAGGCCGAUUCGCGCAAAGAAGUUGAUAACUUUUUUAUGUGAGUUUGCAGAUGGAUACAACUUCACGCCGAAACCAUCCGAGCAACAUCCAGAUCACUUCAUGGCAUGGCAUGAAAUGGCUCAAAGGGCGACUGCGGGAACGCUUCAGUUUGCAGACUUGGACGAGGGUCUUGAGUCGCCACUUUCAGACCCGCCAAAGUCGAUUGCAGAUUUCGCUUAUGACAGAGAGACGGUUGAGAUUCUAUUUGACGUAAUAAGCAACAUGACGUUUGAGGGCGUUUCGGGGCCUGUCAAAUUUACAUCAACCGGAGACAGGCUUGGAUUCCUCCAGCUCAGGCAAAUACAAGAUGGUAUAGACGUCCCAGUGGGAGUUGUGGAUACCAUCAGUGGAACGGGGGAUCGUCUCAUCUGGGAGGGAUACCAGCCAAUCAUUUGGCAAGGUGGGGCGCCACCUAUUGACUUUAUGAUCGAGAAGGAAGAUCGGCAAACGAUACAGCUACCAGUAUUCAUAACCGGCACAAUCUUUGCUGUGAUUGGAAUGUCGCUUGCAGUCUGCUUCUUGGUAUUCAACGUUAUGUUUAGGAAAAUACGCGUUAUCAAGAUGUCGAGUCCCAACAUCAACAAUUUGAUGUUAGUGGGAGGGAUUUUUGCCUACGUAUCAAUUAUCUUCCUAGGCAUCGAUACCAACAUCACCUCCAAGGAAAUCUUUGUCUGGAUGUGCAAGGCCAAGACGUGGUUUCUUGCCAUCGGUUUUUCUAUGGCAUUUGGCUCGAUGUUCAGUAAGACAUGGCGAGUACACAAAAUAUUCACCCAUUCAACGAAGAUGAAAAUGAGGGUGAGGGAUCAGUGGCUGCUCAUCAGCGUGGCCGUUCUCAUCACACUGGACGCUGCGAUCCUGAUUCUAUGGGAGAUCAUUGAUCCAAUAACAGUAACGGAACAACACGGAACCAAAGUUAUUGAUGAGGACAAUGACGACAUCGUGUACACCCCAAUUCGUACGACGUGUGAAUCAAUCCAUCAGAUUUACUGGAUUGGGGCCUUCUACGUCAUCGAUGGUCUACUUCUAGUAUUUGGAGCUUUCCUAGCCUGGGAGACCAGAAAAGUAUCCAUCCCGGCACUCAACGACUCCAAAUACAUAGGCAUCUGUGUUUACAACGUCCUGAUUCUAUCGUUUAUCUGUGCUCCGGUAUCCUUCGUUCUAGAAGAGCGCAACGUCAACUAUGUCUUGGUGGCGACUACAAUCUGGCUUGCAACAACGCUUACACUGUGUGUUGUAUUCAUACCAAAGAUUAAAAUGCGCAACGAGGUUCAGCCAGCCAGAAAUCAACUAGUCACGACGACGCGACCGAGCACGAUUCUCACGGGAGAGAAUUCCAAAACGGACUCCCAGACUGAAGUACAGCACCUCCGUAAAGAAUUACUACGCUACAGAAGUAACUGCAGGUGUUCGACACCACUUGAUCAAGGGAAUGAGCCAAGCUUCGUCCAAAGCACGUCCGCAUGGGGGAAUACAGAACGCUCAGACGUAGGCGUGGCUCCAGCUGGUGUGAAGAAACAAAACAACUCAACGUAAAUGUAAUGUCAGUUAGAUAUUUAUCCGUCAUUUAUUUCGUUAAUGUCCUGUGUCUAAUUUCAUAGAAGUGCUUAUAAGCACGAAAAGUAGCUUAACACAACAAAAUGAUGCUUACCAGAAUAAGGUUACCAGGCAUUGCAU
Messenger RNA from Asterias rubens (European starfish), 4257 nucleotides. RefSeq lists its product as uncharacterized. Gene Ontology annotation, molecular function: G protein-coupled GABA receptor activity. Gene Ontology annotation, cellular component: membrane; G protein-coupled receptor heterodimeric complex. Gene Ontology annotation, biological process: gamma-aminobutyric acid signaling pathway; G protein-coupled receptor signaling pathway. The coding region runs from base 139 to 4116 and encodes 1325 amino acids. The record is from RefSeq and is a predicted model, not a curated record. NCBI's taxonomy places the organism in Eukaryota, Metazoa, Echinodermata, Asteroidea, Forcipulatida, Asteriidae. The transcript has 19 exons.